Molecule: messenger RNA, 816 nt
Organism: Closterium sp. NIES-65
Lineage: Eukaryota; Viridiplantae; Streptophyta; Zygnematophyceae; Desmidiales; Closteriaceae
Source: the annotation of a GenBank genome assembly
AUGGCCGGUAUGCAGUACAGCCACAUCACACUCACCACGGCCACGCGCGCCCUCAACAUCACAGACGACCCGUCCGUCGUGCCGGCGGGCUUCCCUCAGAACGCCACUCCAGGCUUCUUCUUCAUGCCCGAGUCCUUCGUGCAUCUCCUGCGCUACCCUCUCUUUCUCAGCCUUUGCGACGGGCGCAUGCUGGAGCUAGCUUGGUUGCAUCGCAUCGACUCGGGGUCAGUGCUCUGCUCAGGUGCUCUUCCGCUCAGGUGCUCUUCCGCUCAGGUGCUCUUCCGCUCAGGUGCUCUUCCGCUCAGGUGCUCUUCCGCUCAGGUGCUCUUCCACGUGACUUUUGAGCCGACUCAAAAGUCACACGGGGUCAGUGGUGCUCUGCUCAGGAACAACAACACGGCGGUGGAUCCGUUCACCACCUUCCCCACCAUCGACAUUGCUUUCCCCUUUAUUAUGAACACCAGUCGCACCGCCCACUUCUAUCUCAAGCCUCACCAGUACCUCGCUCAGGUUUCACCUUCCGAGUACUGCAUGUUGGUCAACCCUCUUAAUCCUGGAAGCAACUACAACAGCUUCAUUGGAGAGCCGGGGCUGCUCGGCAGGUACCUCCUCCUGGACUACACCAAUCAGUAUGCAGGAUGGAUGUAUUCCCCUCACUGUGGAGCUGAGCCUCUGCAGCUGCCACCUCCCCCUCCUCCACCACCCUUGCCUGUUUCCAAUGGGGCCACCCAUUCCCUGUCCCCUCUGCCCGCGGCACUCUCAUCUGCCCUUGUCCUUGCCACCUCCGCCGCCCUGCUUGCUCUCACUCUCCUGUAG